GUAGUCAUUGUAAAGCAGCAAAAAUGGCGAGCAGGUGCAGUUUUACUGUGCUGGCGUUCAUUAUUUGUGUGCUAACUGCAUUUGUGUUUGCAGACAUUCAAGAAAAAAUCCCAGUUAGUGGUGAUGAUAGUGUCGUGAUAGAUGAUGCACAAACCGAACAUGAAGACUAUACGCCUACAACCGUUGAAAGCGAGAACCAAAUCCAGGAAGAGGCCGCGGGGGAACAGCAGUGGGAAGCUACAGUGAUGGGAACGACUCAGUCGGAUCCUCCAAGUGUCGAUGAAGACGUCCCGGACACCGAAGAAUCUCCUCCUCCACCUCCGCCUGAUAAAGAUACGUUUCAAGAAGAAUUGGUGAUAAGACCGCUUCAUUCUGGUGACAUUUAUGCCAGUUUCCAGUUCGCAACUCUUUGGGAUACAGACUUCGUGCAAGGAAGUAAAGUGUCCCACUAUCGCCUGUUCCCCAAGUCCCUGGGCCAGGUGAUAUCCAAGUUCUCAGUGCGGGAGCUGCACAUCUCCUUCACGCAGGGCUACUGGAGGACCAUGCAGUGGGGCCAGCCCUUCCUGCCAGCGCCCCCUGGUGCCCAGCUGUGGGUUUGGUUCCAGGACUCGGUCACCGAUGUUGAUGGAGCCUGGAAAGAGCUGACCAACGUCCUCUCAGGGAUCUUCUGUGCUUCUCUCAACUUCAUCGACUCUACCAACACUGUGCAGCCCAGUGCUUCGUUCAAACCUCUAGGAGUGGGCAACGUGACAGACCCCCGUUUUCUACGCUACGCUGUUUUGCCUCGGGAGAUCGUCUGCACGGAGAAUCUCACACCGUGGAAGAAGCUCCUGCCAUGUGGAUCAAAGGCGGGCCUUGCUGUCCUGAUGAAGUCAGAGAAGCUGUUCCACAGCAGCUUCCACUCUCAGGCUCUGCACAUCAGACCCGUGUGCCAGGACUGGAGGUGUACGUCCACAGCGUGGGAGCUGAGACAGACGCUGAGCGUGGUGUUUGACCUGCACACCUCCGGUCAGGGUAAACGAGAUUGGUCGCUGUUUAAGAUGUUCUCUCGCACGCUGACAGAAGCCUGCCCGCUGGCCUCCUCCAGUAAAGUCUAUAUUGACGUCACUGACAACCCUCAGGGGGAGCUGUUUGAGCUGAGCCCAGCCACCCCUCUGCUGAGCCAGGCUGUGGUGCUGGGGGACCGGAGGACCUACGCCGUGUACGACCUCACCAGACAGGACACCUUCGGAACCCUCCGCUCGCUCAACAUGCUGCUGCGCUGGAGGGGUUCAGACGGAGGCGACAUGCUGCGCCCCCUUCUCCACAGCGAGCGCUACGUGGCGGGCUACGGCCUGCAGACCGGGGAGAUCCACACCCUCAUGUACAACAACCACCCGUACCGGGCCUUCCCUGUGUUGCUGCUGGACACGGUGCCCUGGUACCUCCGUCUCUACAUCCACACCCUGACCGUCACCAGCAAGGGACGCCCCAACAAGCCCAGCUACAUCCACUACCAGCCCUCUAAGGACCGCCUGAGGCCCCACCUUCUGGAGAUGCUGCUCCAGCUGCCCCCCAACUCGGUCACCGAGGUGACGGUGCAGUUCGAGAGGGCUCUGCUCAAGUGGACCGAGUACACCCCCGACCCCAACCACGGCUUCUACGUCGGGUCUUCUGUCAUAAGCGCUCUGGUGCCCAGCGUCGUUGCCAUGGAUGCCAACGUUACACAGGAGCGUCCUCUGUUCAGUAGCUUUUUCCCCUGUAAGGAAGAAUCCAGCUACUUCAUCAGAGUCUACACGGAGCCCCUACUGGUUAACUUGCCCACUCCAGACUUCAGCAUGCCCUACAACGUCAUCUGCCUCACCUGUACCGUGAUCGCCGUGGGUUACGGAUCUCUCUAUAACCUCCUGACCCGAACCUUCCAGGUGGAGGAGCCCAGCCCAGGCCUGGCCAAGAAGCUAGCUAACGUCAUACGCAGGCUCCGGGGAGUGCCACUGCUGUGAGGCACCAUGCUAAUGCUAACACGAACAAGCACUGGAUUUAUUUACUUUUUUUGUUCUGGCCAAGGGAAAGACCACUGAAGAAAUGUGACAGGGACUUUUAAGGGAAGUACUUGUGUGAAAACUUGUGGCAUAUUUUUUUUUUUCUGGUACAGUUUUAUAUCAAGGAAGAGAACAAAGGAGUGACACUUUUUAGAGUCUUUAUUUAAAACACUGAUGGACUUUCAAGGCAUUUUUGUUUUGCCUGUGAAGAUGGUCUUUCCUUCCUCCGUGCACUACUAAUGUGGGUCUAGUGAGACCUAGAAGGGCUUUGCUAAUGUCUGUGGAUGGACCCAAAGUCUGUUGCCCGUGUUUCAGGGGGACUUGGGGGUUUGAUCUAUAAAAUUAUGACUGUAACAAUAAAAAUGACUAAAAGCCUAUUUUACGUUAUUGGCUGACAUGCCUGCCAAUGAAUCCAUAUGGUUAGCCUAUAGUCACCAUCAUUAACUGUAACUGAUAUAAUUCAGUAUGAACGAUUGUUUAUUUUCCUUCUACAGUAUCUAAACAAAACAAGUCUUUUUAAUUCUAUCGAUGAAUGCAUGUUGAAAUGUUUGACGCACUGACUGACACAAUGUUUCAUAAAUAGUUGCCUUUGGUUGGUUUUUAAAAUGUUUGGGGUUACAUUUCUUGUUACUCAAAGAACCAGUUGAUGCAUUUUUGUUGGAAACAGUGCCCCUAAAAAAAUUACAUUUAUAUUAACACUUAUGUUCAAGAUAAAGUAUUAGGACAUUUCAUACAUCCUUACUUACUACCAACUACACCAAAUGGUAACUUUGAUGUCUUCACUUGUGUUUGCUGUGCAAGAUACUAUUGCAGUAGUAAAACUCUGGUCUAUACAAUGAGUGGAUUGUACCAAGAGGAAGGUGAAUGUGUGAAUAUGUUUGGGAGAACUGGGAUAUUUAUUAUUGUCUUUUCAAUAAAUACAGUAUA
Messenger RNA from Osmerus eperlanus (European smelt), 2948 nucleotides. RefSeq names its product phosphatidylinositol glycan anchor biosynthesis, class T (gene pigt). Gene Ontology annotation, biological process: attachment of GPI anchor to protein. Lineage: Eukaryota; Metazoa; Chordata; Actinopteri; Osmeriformes; Osmeridae. The transcript is spliced from 12 exons. Gene Ontology annotation, cellular component: GPI-anchor transamidase complex. The record is from RefSeq and is a predicted model, not a curated record. The coding region runs from base 24 to 1982 and encodes 652 amino acids.